UUUUAAUUAUUAUUUUUCUUGUGUCUUGAAUUUUCUUCAGUCCACCUUCUCUCUCCCUCCUUCGUCUACUCCCUCCAAGUUUCUCUUUCUAGAUCAAAAAACGUUUCGCUCCGUUCCGUUUCGUAUCAGAGUUUACUCUCUUUCUCUCUCCUCUGCGCCUUUCUGCAAUUCGAUUGUGCUUUUUCUUUCUUUCUUGUGGAAUUGAGGGAUUCGGAGCUGGUCAAUUCGACGAAGAAAGAAGCGGAAUUAUCAGAAUCAGAAUCUGAAUCUGAGGGUGGAUCUGAAGGGAAGAAGAGUGGGAUCUGCGGUGGAAGAUGGCGUUGUCGGGGAUGAGAGGGCUUUCGGUUUUCAUCAGCGACAUCCGCAACUGCCAGAACAAGGAGCAGGAGCGCCUCCGCGUCGAUAAGGAGCUCGGCAACAUCCGAACCCGCUUCAAGAACGAGAAGGCUUUGACUCCAUAUGAGAAAAAGAAAUAUGUUUGGAAAAUGCUUUACAUAUACAUGCUUGGCUAUGAUGUGGAUUUUGGUCACAUGGAAGCUGUUUCUCUCAUAUCUGCUCCAAAGUAUCCCGAGAAGCAGGUUGGGUACAUUGUAACAUCAAGUUUGCUGAAUGAAAAUCAUGACUUUCUCAGGUUGGCAAUAAAUACCGUUCGCAAUGAUAUUAUUGGCCGCAAUGAAACCUUCCAGUGCCUAGCAUUGACUAUGGUUGGAAAUAUUGGUGGGAGAGAGUUCGCUGAGUCCUUAGCACCUGACGUGCAGAAGUUGUUGAUAUCUAGUAGCUGCAGACCGCUUGUGAGAAAGAAAGCUGCAUUGUGUUUGUUACGCUUAUACAGGAAAAAUCCUGAUGUUGUCAAUGUUGAUGGAUGGGCGGAUCGGAUGGCACAACUGUUGGAUGAACGAGACCUUGGCGUUUUGACAUCGUCUAUGAGUCUUCUUGUUGCGUUAGUAUCAAACAACCACGAGGCAUAUUGGAGUUGUCUUCCCAAGUGCGUCAAAAUUUUAGAGCGCCUUGCUAGGAACCAGGAUAUCCCACAAGAAUACACUUAUUAUGGUAUUCCAUCUCCCUGGCUUCAGGUAAAAACAAUGAGGGCUCUUCAAUACUUUCCAACAGUUGAAGAUCCAAAUACCAGAAGAUCAUUGUUUGAGGUGUUACAAAGGAUACUAAUGGGCACUGAUGUUGUAAAAAAUGUGAACAAAAAUAAUGCAUCCCAUGCUGUUCUUUUUGAAGCCCUUGCUCUGGUGAUGCACCUUGAUGCUGAAAAGGAGAUGAUGACUCAAUGUGUGUCUCUUCUUGGAAAAUUUAUUUCUGUCCGUGAACCAAACAUUCGAUAUCUUGGCUUGGAGAAUAUGACCAGAAUGUUGAUGGUUACAGAUGUGCAAGAUAUCAUAAAAAAACAUCAAGCUCAGAUUAUUACUUCUCUGAAGGAUCCUGACAUCAGUAUUCGGAGGCGUGCUCUCGAUUUGCUAUAUGGCAUGUGUGAUAUUUCAAAUGCAAAGGAUAUAGUUGAAGAACUACUACAGUAUCUAAAAACAGCAGAGUUUGCAAUGCGCGAGGAAUUGUCACUUAAAGCAGCUAUUCUUGCUGAGAAGUUUGCUCCAGAUCUUUCAUGGUACGUAGAUGUGAUCCUUCAGUUAAUUGACAAGGCCGGUGAUUUUGUUAGUGACGACAUUUGGUUCCGUGUCGUACAGUUUGUUACAAACAAUGAAGACCUACAGCCAUAUGCUGCAGCAAAAGCUCGAGAGUAUCUUGACAAACCUGCCAUACAUGAAACAAUGGUUAAGGUCAGCGCAUAUAUACUUGGAGAGUUUGGGCACCUUAUAGCUAGACGGCCUGGGUGCAGCCCAAAGGAAUUGUUUAACCUUAUACAUGAGAAGCUUCCUACUGUAUCGACUUCUACUGUUUCUAUCCUUCUAUCAACAUAUGCUAAAAUUUUGAUGCACAGUCACCCACCAGACCCUGAACUACAGAAUCAGAUUUGGUCAAUAUUUAAGAAAUAUGAAAGUUCAAUUGAGGUCGAAAUACAGCAACGAGCUGUGGAGUAUUAUGCGUUGAGUAGAAAAGGUGAAGCCUUAAUGGACAUUUUGGCUGAAAUGCCUAAAUUCCCUGAACGACAGUCCGCAUUAAUUAAAAAAGCGGAAGAUACUGAGGUUGAUACGGCAGAGCAAAGUGCCAUAAAGUUGAGAGCCCAGCAGCAGGCUCAAACAUCAAAUGCUUUGGUUGUACAAGACCAACGUCCAGCUAAUGGAGCUCCACCUCUGUCUGUUGGCCAACUUAAUCUUGUAAAGAUGCCCAGCAUGAGCAGUAAUGCGGAUGAUUAUCCAGCAGAUCCAAGAUUAUCACAGGAAAAUGGGGCUUUGGCUACAGUAAAUUCUCAACCUCCCCCUGCAGAUAUUCUUAGUGAUCUCUUGGGUCCGUUGGCCAUCGAAGGCCCCCCAAGUAGCAGUGUACAUCCUCAACCAAGCCCAACUUCAGAAUUGGAAGGAACUGCGGUUGAAUCCACAGCAAUAGUACCUGCAGGGGUGCAGGCCAAUUCGGUGCAGCCAAUUGGAAAUAUUUCUGAAAGAUUUCAAGCUUUGUGCAUGAAGGAUAGUGGUGUUCUAUACGAGGAUCCUUAUAUUCAGAUUGGUGUUAAGGCAGAAUGGAGAGCUCAUCAUGGGCAUAUGGUUCUUUUCUUGGGAAACAAGAAUACUGCUCCCCUUGUCUCUGUUCAAGCUAUAAUGUUGCCUCCCACCCAUUUGAAGAUGGAGCUCUCACUAGUACCGGAAACUAUACCUCCCCGGGCACAGGUUCAAUGCCCACUUGAAGUUAUUAAUCUCCGUCCAAGCAGAGAUGUUUCUGUUCUCGACUUCUCCUACAAGUUUGGAAACGAUAUGGUCAACGUCAAACUUCGCCUUCCAGCUGUUCUGAAUAAGUUUCUUCAGCCAAUAUCUAUAUCUGCUGAAGAGUUUUUCCCUCAAUGGAGAUCACUUCCUGGACCACCUUUGAAGCUUCAAGAAGUGGUCAGAGGUGUUAGACCACUUCCACUGAUCGAGAUGGCAAAUUUAUUCAAUAGUUUCCAUGUGACAGUUUGCCCAGGGCUUGAUCCAAAUCCAAACAAUCUUGUUGCGAGCACUACAUUCUACUCAGAAAGUACAAGGGCAAUGCUCUGUCUAAUAAGAAUCGAAACAGAUCCUGCAGAUAGAACCCAGCUGCGAAUGACAGUUGCUUCCGGGGACCCUACAGUAACAUUUGAGUUGAAGGAAUUCAUCAAGGAACAAUUAAUCAUCAUACCCACUGCAACACGAGUACCGACACAACCACCCCCUCCAACUCCUCCAGUGGUUCAACCCACCGGUGCUCCUGCCGCUCCAACAGAUCCUGGAGCAUUGCUGGCUGCUCUUCUAUGACAACAUAAAUGCGAUUCAUUCAUGAGAUGUUCAGUACACAGUUGUAAACUAAUUCUAUACACAGCCUAACCCACCCACUCAGCGUCUCCUCAAGCCAGUGUGGGUUGGAUAAACAAUCAUGAUGCAAGGGCUGGCGGAAUUGAGAUUGAGCUUGUUUAACAGCGGAGUGUUGGAGCAGGGAUUUCUAUGUUGUUGGGCAUUUUUGAGAUUCUUUCUGCACAGAAGUGAUUGUCCUUUUAAGUGAGAUUUUAUAUAUCAUUUGGGCGAGGGUGUUUUUGUUUAUUUUUCUCAUUAUAUUUUUUCCCUUCCCAGUUUCCCUGGAUUGUUGUGGUUUCACCUGAUAGCUUGUAAGAUAUUGCCUCGGAUUAGAACCACUUGUAACCGUUUGAAUUUGUUAUUCCAAAAUUAUAGUUGCAAUAA
Arachis stenosperma is the source of this 3806-nucleotide messenger RNA. Its product is annotated as AP-2 complex subunit alpha-1-like. The record is from RefSeq and is a predicted model, not a curated record. Lineage: Eukaryota; Viridiplantae; Streptophyta; Magnoliopsida; Fabales; Fabaceae. Gene Ontology annotation, cellular component: AP-2 adaptor complex; membrane coat. The coding region runs from base 315 to 3386 and encodes 1023 amino acids. Gene Ontology annotation, biological process: intracellular protein transport; clathrin-dependent endocytosis. The transcript is spliced from 27 exons. Gene Ontology annotation, molecular function: clathrin-cargo adaptor activity.